GAAACAAUUUUGUUGGUCAACCGCCGCCGUUCAAUCCCAACUACCCAAUUGGCCCUCAAUACCCCACUGGACGCUUCAUUUAUCCGCCUUCUCGAUCGGGUUUUCCUGUCGUGAAUAACGGCAGAAAUCAGUGGUAUAUCCCACAGAACGCAGUCCCAUACUUGGAGGGAUCUGGCCCGAUUCCACCUCAAGGCAUUUACGGACCCACAACCACCACUCACUCGACCGCUCCACCCUUGAUACCGUCAGCGAACCCUCGCAACUAUCAAGGUACUUUUCCAACACAACCAUCUGUCAACCCUGAACUGGUAACAACUCCUGUUAAUUUUCAAUCUCCGACGGAUCUAAUGCCAGGUCAUACAACUCGGGGCUGGUACAAUCCUACCAGCACGGGUAGUCGUGGGUACGUGGGCGCCAGCACUUCCUCGAACGAGGAUACGACAAUUACUACCCCCGAUAUGCCACGUGCUUUUGAAUCAGGAAACAAUCCUUCUACGAAAUUUUCGCCAGCACCAGCAUCUUCAGCUUCUGCAACCCCUUCAGUCACGGGAACCACUCGAUCAUCAGUGGAUGAGGGUCUUACGCCAGACGUUUCGCCUGGAGGGCCCGUUCCGCCACCAUUAUCGACAACGUCAACGUCUUCUCGACCCACAUCGUUGUCUUCAGAAUCCUCCCGAUCUCUAGAAUCGGCUACACCGGAAUACAUUGAAGACAUCUACGAUCACACGGACAUGUUUGUUGAAGAAGCUGUGACUGAGACUGCCCGGCCAACGGACGUCGCUCAGGCCAAUACUACUUACAUUCCUAGACCUGCUUCUCCUCAGUUCGAGGACAACAAAGCCUUCGAAU
This is a messenger RNA of Ostertagia ostertagi, 849 nucleotides long. The record is from the annotation of a GenBank genome assembly. Lineage: Eukaryota; Metazoa; Nematoda; Chromadorea; Rhabditida; Trichostrongylidae.